CGACAUUCACAUUCACAUUCAUUGAUUCACGUGCACAUGCACAUUCACGAUUCACGGUUCACGAUUCACGAUUCACAAUUCGACAAAAGUGCAAUCGUUUGCAACUUUCAAGAGCUUCUCAAUUCGGAGCCAUUCGAUCCCACACACACACACACACUUUCUCUCUCUCUCCCUCCCCAGCUGUACGAGUCCUGCUGCGGAGAGGGGAAAGGGAGAAGGAAGGCGGGGGGCGGUACUAGGGGGCAAAAAAGUUGGGCCAACCAGGUGCAAAGCAUAGAAUAGACGCCCCAUUUUCUUGAUUGUUCGCAACUUUUUGCCGCAAAAGCCCCCUCGCAACUCCUCGCAAACUCCUCGCAAAACUCGCUUUUGCCCUGACGCACCACGCACCACGCCCCACGCCCCACGCCCCACGCCCACGCUCACGCAUCGCGAAUCGCGACAGUUGAGGAUCUCGAAGUUGAGGAGCCGAGCAUGUCUUCCUCUGCAGGUGCUUCCUUCAGCUCAGGCAUCGGUGAUCAGCAGCAGUGGAUGGGCAGGGAUGACGACUCGGCACGCAGCAGCAGCAGCUCCGCUGAAGCAUCACGUGCAGAGGCAGAGGAGCAGGAAGAGGAAGAUGAAGAGCAAGAAGACGUAGACGUGGAUCCUUAUGCUCCUCUGAGUGGGGAAGAGUACUUUGGCGGAGAGGAAGCAGCAGCAUCAUCAUCAUCAUCACCACCACCACCACCAUCAUCAUCAUCAUCAUCAUCAUCAGCAUCGCCACCUUCUCAUCCUGCUCCGCACAUCGAUGCGCACUCCAUCCCUGUCGAAAGUCGCAGCAACUCUUCAGCGCGACCUCAUCCCCGCGCCAACGCCAGCACCUCCGCCGGAUCGACUCGGUCGAGGCACGUGCACGAAGAGGCAGAGGAGGAGGAGGAGGAGCCUGCCUUUGGAGGAAGACCUUUUAGGGACGCGCACAGGUUCGCGGGCGUUGCAGUGGGAGACGAUGCGUCUCGACGUCGACGACGUGCUGAGCAGGCACAACGAUUCAGCGCGGGCGAAGGAGUGCAGGAGCAGGAGCAGGAGCAAGAGCAAGAGCAGGAGCAGGAGCAGCAGGAAGCGGAAGAGGAAGAUCUGUACGUCAUGCUGAACGUGUCGAGGGAUGCGAGCGCAGAGGAGAUCAGAGAAGCUUGGAGGAGCAUGGCUGUGCUGCUGCACCCCGACAAGCAACCCAUCGCGCUCAAAUCGCAAGCUGAAGCGCGUUUCCGAGCAGUGCAGAGAGCUUACGAGGUCUUGUCGGACGAGGAGAAGCGAGCAGUGUACGAUCACUUGGGUUUGCGAGCAUUGAGCCAAUCUUGGGCUCUCACCGCCACACGCGAUAAUCACGCGCCCGAUGCCAGGCAGAUGCGCAUGGAAUUGGAGAGGGCUGCCAUGCGCAAAGCGGCCGAAGAUGCAGAGGCGCUGGUCAAGAGCAGAGGCGACUUCGAGUGCAAGAUCGACGCGAGCACGCUGUUCUGUCAUGCUGGUCGCGUACCGCGCAAAUUGGGCUCGACUGGACCUCUGCGCCUCUCUGAACGUCUCAACAGGGUCGGCUGCACCCAGCUGGUGGGCAGGCACGGAUUCGAAGUGCCAGUGGGCCAGAACAGCAGGGCUACGCUCAACGCGCAGAUGAUCAGCAGAGCGGGCGCGGGCGCGGGCAAUCUGAUCGGCAGCAUCAAGACGCAGUGGAGUCCGCGCUUGUGGAGCGAAUUCAACUGCACCGCUCUCAAACCUCACGUGGCCACCGCAAAGGCGCAUUGGGACCUCAACCAGCUCUCCUUCUUCACCUUUGUAGCCACACAGCAGUCACUCGCAGCACCGCCCGACCUGAACGUGACGUACGGACAAAGGCUCUCCUCCAAGUCCACCUUGACCGGCUUCACCUCUUUCAAAUUGGGCCACUACGUCUUGCCCUUGACCAGCUGGGGAGCGGGAGUUCCGCUCAUGCAGCAAGAGCCGCCAAGCAUCACGAUCGGCUUGACCAGCCAAUCCGCGCCCGACAAGGGUUGGACAGCUCAAACCACCGUAUCGUCCCUCGGACCUGCGCUCUCCUUUUCCCGCGGAACGCGAUUAGCGCUGCUUGGAGGAGCGCGCAUCAAGUCGGGCAUUUCCAUCGGUGCGGCGCAGGGUGUGGAUGUGUCCCUGUCUGCGGAAAGAAGAGUGACGGAGAGCACAAAGUUGAUGUUGGGACUUUCGGCAGGCAUUCCAAGGCCCGGUCUGACUUUGCGCAUCCGCGUAUCGCGAUUGGGCCAGAAGCUCAGCGUGCCCGUUUUGAUCUCGCCGGAAUUCAGAUCGGACCUUGCGCUGGGCUUUUUGAUCGUUCCUGCUGCUGCCUUGUUCGCUUUGGAACACUUCUACUUGAAGCCGAGCAAGAGGAGCAGGAUCACCAAUAGGCUCAGAGAGCUUAGGGGCAGGAACAAGCUGCUGAUCAAAGAGCGAUUGGAGGCGGCAAAGGAGGCCAGAUUGGUCUUGAACAAUAGCGCCAGGCUCAAGGCGAGGCGGGCGUGGGAUAGCAAUGGACUGCUCGUGCUGAGCGCCUUGUAUGGCCGCAAGGAGCAUUUCGGUAGAGCGUUGGGAGAGGCGGAGGAGGUGCUGCUUGGAGCGCAGCAGGUGGCUAGCAGGGACUUUGAAGAGGUGUAUAGAGAGGCUUGGCAAGGAACGCAUGUGAUUGGGGCGCAAGAGAUCGAGGAGGAGGAGGAGGUGGAUGUGUGGGAUGUGAGGAUACCUUUGCAGGCUUUGGCGCAUAGAGAUCAGAUCACGAUUCAUGGCGGAAGAGCAAAGUCAUCUUUGUUGGGCUUCUUUGAUCCUUGUAUGGGAGAAAGGAAACACUUGUUGGUCAGAUAUCUGUUCCGGGGAAGAUUGCACCAGGUCAUCAUCAAUGAUGUGGAGCAGCUGACUUUGCCCCUUCGAGCACAUCAAGUAUAGAUCGGUCAGGUACGCUGGGUUCUGGAUGUUCGUUUGCAAAGCAUCAUAAUCAGCGGCCAUGCCGCGCUGUCAACCUCGUUUCGCAGAGCUAAAGCCUACGCAUCAAUGCAACAUUUGCCUCAUCGUCGUUUCAGACUUUAUGCAAAUCGGAAAUGUGCAGAGCUGCGCGGGAUCAAACAGCAGGGGGCGGAGUCGAGUCGCCUCCGCCUGCGAGAAAGCUUGUCGAUCAAGAAACCGCCGCGACUUGUCUUCUCUUGCGCGAACUUGCGAUCACCUGCUGUGUGUUGUGAGAGCGGAUUAGUCGACUUGGCAAUUGAGCGAGUAAAAACACGCAGCGC
Molecule: messenger RNA, 3278 nt
Organism: Ceraceosorus guamensis
Lineage: Eukaryota; Fungi; Basidiomycota; Exobasidiomycetes; Ceraceosorales; Ceraceosoraceae
Exons: 4
Coding region: 472-2940 (822 amino acids)
Biological process (GO): cristae formation
Source: RefSeq, a predicted model, not a curated record